GUAGAACGUCAAAUUGCGAAAAACAGCCUCAUUGUUUACCAUUUCCGAUUGAAUUUCUUCCCACUGGUCUUCGUCUUCCUUUUUCCGGAUCUCCGAUUACCAGCCGCCGAUCAAUUUUUCGUGUUUUCAGCAGGGCGAUUGUUUAAGAUGUUUGGAGGUAGAGCAAUCCAUCGGUUGCUGAGAGAGAAACUUCUGUCACAAAACACUGUUUCUCCAGUUUUAUCGUCUCUUGUUUCCAAGAACGAGCAGAAAGGAGUUGAAUCUGCCACAAUGAAUUCCUGGAGGGUAUUGACUCUCUUUGGAGCAGGUGUCUCGGGGCUGUUAAGUUUUGCAACAGUAGCAUCUUGUGAUGAGGCUGAACAUGGCCUGGACGCACCUAACUAUCCCUGGCCCCACAAAGGCAUUCUAAGUUCAUACGACCAUUCCUCUGUACGCCGUGGUCACCAGGUCUAUCAACAAGUGUGUGCAUCAUGCCAUUCCAUGUCGUUAGUUUCGUACCGUGACUUGGUUGGUGUGGCGUAUACAGAGGAGGAAACUAAGGCUAUGGCAGCUGAGAUUGAGGUAGUUGACGGGCCAAAUGAUGAAGGAGAGAUGUUUACUCGUCCUGGUAAACUGAGCGAUCGUUUUCCUCAGCCAUAUUCAAAUGAACAAGCAGCUAGGUUUGCUAACGGGGGAGCCUAUCCUCCUGAUUUAAGUCUUAUUACCAAAGCUCGUCACAAUGGUCAAAAUUAUGCUUUUGCCCUUCUGACUGGAUACCGUGAUCCUCCUGCUGGUGUUUCAAUUCGUGAAGGACUGCAUUAUAACCCUUAUUUCCCUGGUGGAGCGAUUGCCAUGCCUAAAAUGCUUAACGAUGGUGCUGUCGAAUAUGAAGACGGCACACCAGCAACUGAAGCUCAGAUGGGAAAAGACGUGGUGUCAUUUUUAUCCUGGGCUGCAGAGCCCGAAAUGGAAGAGAGAAAACUGAUGGGAUUCAAGUGGAUACUUGUCCUAUCACUGGCGCUUCUUCAGGCUGGUUAUUACAGGCGAUUGAGGUGGUCCGUUCUCAAGUCUCGAAAGCUUGUUCUUGAUGUUGUCAACUAGAUUCCCUUUACUUACUCGAAAUGUCUCGUGCAUUCGGGGAUCAUAAAUCCGCAUCUGGCAAUUUCUUCUUCUUCUUUUAUAUAUAUUUCACAACCAAUUAUUUUUUUUCUUCCCAUUUUGAUGGAUAAUAAGGAAUUCAUACCACCGAAGCUUUUCUUCUCAGUUCGAGCUAAUUAAGAACUGUCCGAGUAAGAAAGUAUACGGUUGGUUGUGUACAUUUGAUGAAUUUCGUUUUGGGUUCUUCACGAAAGAUUACUUUUGGCAUGGGCCGGAAGUUCUGCUAUAUUUAUGGCAAUUUUGAAGAUAUAAAAUUCGAGAUAUUUAACAAUAC
This is a messenger RNA of Erythranthe guttata (spotted monkey flower), 1411 nucleotides long. Its product is annotated as cytochrome c1-2, heme protein, mitochondrial. NCBI's taxonomy places the organism in Eukaryota, Viridiplantae, Streptophyta, Magnoliopsida, Lamiales, Phrymaceae. Gene Ontology annotation, cellular component: respiratory chain complex III. Gene Ontology annotation, molecular function: heme binding; electron transfer activity. The record is from RefSeq and is a predicted model, not a curated record. Gene Ontology annotation, biological process: mitochondrial electron transport, ubiquinol to cytochrome c.